Rubroshorea leprosula is the source of this 2274-nucleotide messenger RNA. NCBI's taxonomy places the organism in Eukaryota, Viridiplantae, Streptophyta, Magnoliopsida, Malvales, Dipterocarpaceae. The record is from the annotation of a GenBank genome assembly.
CAGUGGGCUGCUUGUAACGCUUCACUGCUCCACUCUCCUCCGGUUCGGACCGACUAUCCACGGUUCCGAAUCCAAUCUCCGCCAUUUCCAGCUUCAGUAAAUCAAGCAUCUUCACCUGUGGCAAUGUCGGGUCUUGAAGUCCCAUUGAACCCACCGCGCCCAAAGAGGAAGAAGGGCUUGGUGGAUUUUCUGGUCCACUUCCGAUGGAUACUUGUUAUUUUUGUCGUUCUUCCUAUCUCUUUCAGCCUUUAUUUCCUUACCUAUCUUGGAGAUGUGAGAUCUGAGAUGAAGUCCUACAAGAAGCGUCAGAAGGAACAUGAUGAAAAUGUUCAAAAAGUGGUGAAGCGCCUCAAAGAGAGGAACCCAUCAAAGGAUGGUCUUGUCUGCACAGCCCGUAAACCAUGGAUUGCUGUUGGAAUGCGAAAUGUAGAUUAUAAGAGGGCUCGUCAUUUUGAAGUUGACUUAUCUGCUUUUCGUAACAUCCUUCAAAUUGAUAAAGAGAGAAUGAUUGCCAGGGUUGAGCCACUAGUUAACAUGGGCCAGAUUUCUAGGGCCAGUGUCCCAAUGAAUCUUGCACUUGCAGUGGUUGCAGAGCUUGAUGAUCUUACUGUUGGUGGACUUAUCAAUGGCUAUGGGAUUGAAGGAAGUUCCCACAUAUAUGGUUUAUUUUCUGAUACCGUGGUGGCUUAUGAAAUCAUUAUGGCCGAUGGCAAACUCAUCAGAGCUACCAAGGACAAUCAAUAUUCUGAUCUCUUUUAUGCCAUCCCAUGGUCUCAAGGAACACUCGGGCUCCUUGUUGCAGCUGAGAUCAAACUUAUACCAAUCAAAGAAUACAUGAAGUUGACCUACAAGCCUGUAAAGGGUAAUCUAAAACAGCUGGCACAGGCUUAUAUGGACUCUUUUACACCUAGAGAUGGAGAUCAGGAUAAUCCAGAGAAGGUUCCGGAUUUUGUUGAAGGCAUGAUUUACUCAGCUACGGAAGGCGUGUUCAUGACUGGGAGAUAUGCUUCUAAAGAAGAGGCCAAGCGGAGGGGAAAUGUUAUUAAUGAAGUUGGUUGGUGGUUUAAACCCUGGUUCUACCAGCAUGCACAUAAAGCACUAGAGAAGGGAGAGUUUGUUGAGUACAUUCCAACCAGGGAGUACUACCACAGGCACACAAGAUGUUUGUACUGGGAGGGGAAGCUCAUCCUUCCCUUUGCAGAUCAAUGGUGGUUUAGGUUUCUCUUUGGCUGGCUGAUGCCUCCCAAGGUUUCCUUGCUCAAGGCUACUCAAGGUGAAGCUAUCAGAAACUAUUACCAUGAGAUGCAUGUUAUUCAGGACAUGCUCGUUCCUCUUUACAAGGUUGGGGAUGCCUUAGAGUGGGUCCACCGGGAGAUGGAGGUUUAUCCUAUUUGGCUUUGUCCGCACAGGCUGUUCAAGCUUCCUAUCAAGACCAUGGUGUAUCCUGAGCCAGGCUUUGAGCAUCAUCACAGACAGGGUGACACCCACUAUGCUCAGAUGUAUACAGAUAUUGGAGUGUACUAUUCUCCAGGCCCUGUCUUGAGGGGUGAGGUGUUUGAUGGUGCAGAGGCAGUUCGUCAGAUGGAGAGCUGGUUGAUUGAAAACCAUGGAUUCCAACCACAAUAUGCUGUGUCUGAGCUGAGUGAGAAGAAUUUCUGGAGGAUGUUUGAUGCUGGUCUCUAUGAGAAGUGCCGGAGGAAAUAUGGAGCUGUGGGAACCUUCAUGAGUGUGUACUACAAGUCAAAGAAAGGAAGGAAGACUGAGAAGGAGGUGGAAGAAGCUGAGAAAGAGCAAGCCAUCCUUGAAACCCCAAUUGCAGAGGUUGAUCAGCCCAUAGACUGACCAUCAAGGUCGGUAUUAUUUGGUAGGAUUUGUUGGUCGGUAGGGUUUCCUGCCAUUUAUUUGCUUUCAUGAUGCAGUUUUUUACUGACCUUGUUGCGUUGCUAAGCCCUCAUCGGAUUAGAUUAGACUCUUAGAUUUGGAGGGGUUUGUACUUUUGUAGUUUUUCUUUCUCUGAAUGCAGAACCUUAUUUCUGUCUUGCUCAAGGUGUUGAGUGUCAUGACUCUUUUGUCACUACCAACUGUACUUGGUGUUUUUUUUUCUUCUUCUUUUCUUUUGCCGAGCAGUACUUGGAAAUUGAAACUCAGAUUUUUAAUUGCUUUUCUAUGGGUUUCUGCAUUUCAUGUGUUGAUUGAACAAUGGGGGUGUGUUUCAAGUCUUAAGUCACAAAAAAAGGGAAGAGUCUUAUGGUUAAAUCAAUGUUCUCUGGCUUG